Molecule: messenger RNA, 1596 nt
Organism: Octopus bimaculoides (California two-spot octopus)
Lineage: Eukaryota; Metazoa; Mollusca; Cephalopoda; Octopoda; Octopodidae
Molecular function (GO): DNA binding
Source: RefSeq, a predicted model, not a curated record
UUCAGUGCAUUCUUUGGCUUGCAAAAUUUGAAUCCGUGACAUGUGUUCGUCGUGAAUAUAGUUGCGUGUUUAAUGAUGAGCCACCACAUCAAAACAGCAUUCACCAUUGGAAUCGCCAGUUUAAGGAAACUGACAGCUUGUUGGUUGCAAAACCUUCUGGCAGACCACUGAUGAGUGACGAGUCUAUUGAGGCUAUAAGGGACAUCUACCUAUGGAGUUCAAAGAAAUCAGUGCGUGUCUACACUAAGCAAGUAGGCCUUAAGAAGAGCACUGUUCACAAAGUUCUGAAGAAACUGUCAAAUGAAAUGAAGAAUCAGUCAUCAAGAUAUAACUCAGUGUCAAAUGAUGAUGAUGAUGGAGACUUCCAACAAAUAGAUAACUUCAAUCCUGACUCCAUGACACCUUACACAAACCUUCCAACUGUCGUGGAUGACCUGAACAUGAAUAAUGUCGGUUCCACGGAGUUCCGCAACCUUUCUCAAGAAGAAGAAGACCACGAGCAACAGCAGCAACUCUCACCACAACCUCAUUCAUCAAUUCAACCUAAACCAACCCUUGGUAAAACUCCAUUACAGUCAGCAGAUGUAACUAAAGACAUUUACAUUGUACCAAAUUCCUCAAUUAGUGUAUCAAAUUCUUUGGUAACAGAAAAUUUAAACCUAUUGAACAGUUCAGACAGAACUAGCAUUCACCAGUUCCAUCAAAAGCCCGGAGAAGAUCUUGGAGAAACAGAUCGAACACAGGACAGUGGUGUGAUAAGUAUAGAUGAUUGUGAUAUGUUAGAGUCAAAAGAUGUCAUUGCUGCCCAGAUUGAGCUAAUGCAACCCUCACAGUUUGCAGCAAAUAAUGAAAAUUGCCAUACCAGGAAUGGUGACAAUGACAAAAACAUUCAUGCCAAUUUUCUGCCAGACCUAGAAAUCUCCAACACAAUUUCCCACAGUUCCAACAACUAUAUAAAAACGAACAGCAUCACCAAAUCUACUGAUGGUGAAAUUGAUUCCAUUGCUGAAUACUUCAAAAUCUGUGAUAACAGUACGCGACAGACCUUCCUUGAUGUUAUGCGAAAUGAUAGAGAUCAACAUGCAUUGGCUCUGGACAGUAUGAGUAGUGAGCUAAAAUCUGUGUCUAGUUUAUUGCAAGAAGUGCGAGAGAAGCAACAGAGGAAAAAAGACCGACUAGAAGAGUUACUCUCCGAAGUCAAUCAGGUACGAGCAGACUAUACUCUCCUAGAACUACAGAACACGGAACUAACGCAACAGGAGACACAGCUUCAGGAUAAGCUAAAACAGUACAGCAAAAAAGUCUCACUUUGUGAUUCUGCUUUGAAUGCCAUGACAAAUGGCAAAGAACUUCAAAUGUCAGUAAAAUGACUUUAGCAGGAGAGAGAGUAGAGAACAUAAUUUUUGUGUUCUUUUCCAGAACAUCUGAUAAACUUUGAAAUUUGUCACCACUGUUUUCUUUUCUUUAUUAUUUUUUUCGUCAAAAUUUAUUUUGUUUGCGAAAAUAUAAAAUUUAUAAAAUUUUAAUCAAGAAAAGAAAAAAAAGUUAAAAAAAUAUUCUUAAAAAUACAAACAAAUAAACUAAACUACAAAUAUA